Chroicocephalus ridibundus (black-headed gull) is the source of this 3862-nucleotide messenger RNA. It is a transcript of the gene RAB10, whose product is annotated as RAB10, member RAS oncogene family. NCBI's taxonomy places the organism in Eukaryota, Metazoa, Chordata, Aves, Charadriiformes, Laridae. The record is from RefSeq and is a predicted model, not a curated record. Gene Ontology annotation, cellular component: Golgi apparatus; insulin-responsive compartment; recycling endosome. The transcript is spliced from 6 exons. Gene Ontology annotation, molecular function: GTP binding; GTPase activity. Gene Ontology annotation, biological process: cellular response to insulin stimulus. Bases 464 to 1066 code for a protein of 200 amino acids.
CGUGCUGACGUCAGGGCGUGCGCGCCCCCGCCUGGAGGCCUGCGCGGUUACCGAGCGGCGCGCGCAGCCUGGGCAGCGCCUGUGAGGAGCCGCCGCCGUCCCGGGGAACCGGGCCGGGCCCAGCCGAGCCGGGCGCCGCCGCGGGGUUAUGAGGCCGGGCGCCGCCGCCUCCCCCCCGUGAGGAGCAGCGGGCCCGUAGCGGCGCGGGGAGCGCGCGAGGCGCCGGGGCCGCCCCGCGACAGGAAGCCAUUUUGUGGGCCCCCUCCUCCUCCUCCUUCUCCUCCUCCUCCUUCCUCCUCUCCUUCCUCCUCCUCCUCCUCGCCGCCGCCCUCCCGAGCGGCGCGGCCGGUGCUGCCGGCCGGGGUGGGCGGGCGGAGCCGCGGCGGGGGCGCCCGGUGAGCGAGGGCGGCGGGGGGGGCGAGCGGGGGGCCGGAGCGGGCGGCGGCGGCCGCCGCGCCUCCCCAUGGCGAAGAAAACCUACGACCUGCUCUUCAAGCUGCUCCUCAUCGGGGACUCGGGGGUCGGCAAGACCUGCGUGCUCUUCCGCUUCUCCGACGAUGCCUUCAACACCACCUUCAUCUCCACCAUCGGGAUAGACUUCAAGAUUAAAACCGUUGAAUUACAAGGAAAGAAGAUCAAGCUACAGAUAUGGGACACAGCGGGGCAGGAGCGAUUUCACACCAUCACCACCUCCUACUACAGAGGUGCCAUGGGGAUCAUGCUAGUAUAUGACAUCACCAAUGCCAAGAGCUUUGAAAACAUCAGCAAGUGGCUCAGAAACAUAGAUGAGCAUGCCAAUGAAGAUGUGGAGAGGAUGCUGUUAGGAAACAAGUGUGACAUGGAAGAUAAGAGAGUUGUCCCUAAAGCAAAAGGCGAACAGAUUGCUAGGGAGCAUGGUAUUAGGUUUUUCGAAACUAGUGCAAAAGCAAAUAUAAACAUUGAGAAGGCAUUCCUCACAUUAGCAGAAGACAUUCUUCGAAAGACCCCUGUAAAAGAGCCCAACAGUGAAAAUGUAGAUAUCAGCAGUGGAGGUGGGGUGACGGGCUGGAAGAGCAAGUGUUGCUGAACCUUCUCCUAUAUCACCAAUCGCCAUCCACCGCCCCUUUUUUCUCGCUGCAAAACAAACCACUCUGCCCGUUUUUAACCUUAAACCAAUGUUUUUGUUCCUCAUCUUAACCAGCUCCUGUCUCCCUUUGUUUCUCCGUUUAGGACAGCUUGCGUACUAUAAUUUUUCUCAACACCAUGUAUAGGAAAAUCAUCUCCGUGACUUCAUUUUCUCAUGUACCUGCUCAACUUACCACUACGUUUUGGUUGUAUUAUAGUCCCGUUCCUCCUGACAUUAAAACAUAUAGCAAUCAUAUUCAACUCUCUUCUGCAAAUUGUAUAAGAAUAAAAGUUAGAAUUAACAAUUUAUUUUGUACAACAGUGGAAUUUUCUGUCAUGGAUAAUGUGCUUGAGUCACCGUACUCUCUAGACGCAUCAGCAAAAGAGCCAGGAAAACACUCAUUUUCGCCUUGAGUAUGUGAAUGGGGUUUAUUUUGUCCUGUGCCUUAUGUGGAAAGGAACUUUUUGUUUUCACUCUCUUUUUUUUUUUUUUUUUAAUUUCUUUUCUUCUGGUGGAAGCAUGUGCAGGAGACAUACCAUCCAUACUUGACCAUUUUAAAAUACUGAACUCUUUCGUGAUUGCUUUCUGUAAUUGUUGGUGUAACGCAUCGAGGACAAAGGGUGGUGCGAAAAAAAAAAAAUAUUACAUUUACUCUGCUGUGUCUCCUUUUUGGUGAUCUAGCCAUUCAGAACUGUUCCCGCUGCCAUUUUUUUCCCCCCCUCACUUGCGGCUCUUUCCUUUUUGCCUGCAUGCUGCUUUUAUUUGCAUUUCUUCAUGGUGUGAUGUGUUAAUUAAAAGGAUGGCAACGUGGUAUGUUUGCCAAAAACUUUAAUACAAAGCACUGAGUUAGCUUUCAAGGUAAAAAUGUUGAAGAUACCUACUAAUUUCCCUCUAGCCGAUGUCGGUUCACUAGUAUCUCUUCUCUCUCCUCCUGCAUAGCCGUUGGGUUUUAUGAUAUGGAAGAGUUAUUUGCAUGCACUAGUUUUCUAUGGAGGGUGAUGUGGUUGUCUACUUUAUGUGUAUGAAUAUAACAUGCCAUCCCCAAACUGACAGCAGUUAACGUGGACUUUUCAGUUCUCUCUUCCUGUUUUAGCCGCUCCAACAAGCUCUUCGCUGGCCUGCCCGAAGGCUGAGCGAAACUGCGAUUUACGAAAAACAAACAAAAAGUUGGCAGUUUAAUUUAUUACCUCCCUGAAAACUUCCCGUUUCCCGGUGUUGAAAGCGGAGUCCGUUGGUCCUCGGGUCGGUCUCGCCGGGGGCGAGGGGGUGCCAGCAGGGCUGCCCAGCCCCCCCGGGCGCCACCGCAGCUCCCCCAUUCCUGCCAGGAAGGGGGUGAGGGACAACCCUGUCCCCCCAGCGCUUGCGCGUUCGCUUGCCUCGCCUUUGAAAUACCCCGGAGGAGACCUGCCCCGGCCAAGGACAAAAAGAGAUUGUUUUUUGAAUAGAUGCUUCUUCCUCCCCAGGCCUCCCCUUCUCCUUUAGAGUCGGCCAAGGCCCUGCCUCGCUCCUGCCCGCUUGGCUUUGGGGCCGUCUCCGGUCAGUAACUGAAGUAGUACAGAACGCUGUGGUUUAAUUUUAAUGAAAUGACGGUGUUUUAACAUGGAACUUCGAGUCUUGAAUGCCUUCCCCUGUCGUGACUUGACCGAGGUGUCGUCUCCCUUUUCCCUCUGUAUUCCGGUGUUUUGUCUCGGCGCGUGUUGCCCCUUCCCAGGCCAGGGGCUCCUGGGGCCGGGCUGGGCGCUGUGGAAUGCGGCCACCUUUUGGUUAAAUCUGCACUUUCUAAUGUUAUCAAAAAGGGAAAAAAAAAUGGAGAAAUAUACAUCAAGGGUUGUUUUGUUGGUUUUUUUUGUUUUGUAUGAUCCUUGUUUUAAACAUGAGCUUUUUAUUUGCUUCCAGGGGCGCGGCUCCCUCUGUGUAACCCCCCCGGGAUCCCUUGUAGUCGCUGUGUUUGUUGCAAGCCAACAGGUAGAGGACAGGCCCCUGGCUGGUACUACUCGCUCCCACCUCCCUUUCCUCUGCGCCUUCCCCAGUUAAUAAACGGAACUCUUUCUACAUGGUCUGCUCCUGGUCCUAUGAAAACCGUGAGUUUUAACCGCGGGGCUUGGCUUUGUCUUGUGUUGGUGGAGUGCAAGGCCCAGCCCAGGAGGGAGUGAGCAACAAAAGUCGAUACAGAUGCUAAAAAGGAAAAAAAAAAAAUAAAAAAUUUAUAAUAAUAAUAAUAAUAAUCAUGUUGGAGGAAUUUGCAGUAACUUCUAUUUCUAAACUCCCUGCUAGCUUAGCACACUAACCGCUUGUGAAACCUGCCCUGCCCUGGGUGUGGGAUCCAGCCGAGAGAAGGAUGCGGCAGCAGCGUUCCCCGCGCCAGCCCCCCUGCCCGCCGCAGGAAGGCUCAGUGCCACCGUUCUGUCACGGCACAAAAGUUAUAACUUGAUUAAAUUGGUCACAAUAAACGAAAAGCCGGGGCUGAAUCUCUCCUCCAGGUGUGUGUUAACCCCCGGAGCUGCCAGGGCCGAGCGGGGCAGGGGGAACCGCGGCGCUUCCCACUUGGACGGUGGAAAAACAGCAUCAACUUAAGGUCUAGGAUUAAUUCCCAUGCCUACGAUUUUUUACUUAAUCUUUUAAUAUUUUUGCUACUCCACUCUGGCUUUUUAUUUAAAACACAUUCUUUUGUACCACUUACUGUAUCAAAUUGUAUAAAAGAUCACUGUCCCAUUCUUGGUCAUACCAAGAGCAAAUAAAAGCUUUUAUAAACUUGCA